AUGAAGCAGGAGGAGCUGGCUGACCAUCUGCAGAGAACUCUUGUUUCACUGUGCCAGAGAAAAAUAAAGUCCAAUAUUCAGAAGAAGUUCCAGUGUGUAUUUGAGGGGAUCUCUAAAGCAGGAAACCAGACCCUUCUGAAUCAGAUCUACACAGAGCUCUACAUCACAGAGGGAGGGACUACAGUGGUCAAUGAUGAACAUGAGGUCAGACAGAUUGAAACAGCAUCCAGGAGACCAGACAGACCAGAAACAACAAUCAGACAAGAAGACAUCUUUAAAGCCUCACCUGGAAGAGAUGAACCAAUCAGAACAGUGCUGACAAAGGGAGUGGCUGGCAUUGGGAAAACAGUCUUAACACAGAAGUUCACUCUGGACUGGGCUGAAGACAAAACCAACCAGGACAUCCACUUCACAUUUCCAUUCACUUUCAGAGAGCUGAAUGUGCUGGAAGAGAAAAAGUUCAGCUUGGUGGAACUUGUCCAUCACUUCUUUACUGAAACCAAGAAAGCAGGAAUCUGCAGGUUUGAAGAGUUCCAUGUUGUGUUGAUCUUUGACGGUCUGGAUGAGUGUCGACUUCCUCUGGACUUCCACAACACUGAGGUCCUGACUGAUGUCACAGAGUCCACCUCAGUGGAUGUGCUGCUGACAAACCUCAUCAGGGGGAAACUGCUUCCCUCUGCUCGCCUCUGGAUAACCACACGACCUGCAGCAGCCAAUCAGAUCCCUGUUGACUGUGUUGACCUGGUGACAGAGGUACGAGGGUUCACUGACCCACAGAAGGAGGAGUACUUCAGGAAGAGAUUCAGAGAUGAGGAGCAGGCCGGCAGAAUCAUCUCCCACAUCAAGACAUCACGAAGCCUCCACAUCAUGUGCCACAUCCCAGUCUUCUGCUGGAUCUCUGCUGGAGUUCUGGAGAAGCUGAUGAAAACCAGAGAGGGAGGAGAGCUGCCCAAGACCCUGACUGAGAUGUACAUCCACUUCCUGGUGGUUCAGUCCAAACUGACGAACGUCAAGUAUCAUGGGAAAUCUGAGAGAGAUCCACACUGGAGCCCAGAGAGUAGGAAGAUGAUUGAGUCUCUGGGAAAACUGGCUUUUGAUCAACUGCAGAAAGGAAACCUGAUCUUCUAUGACUCAGACCUAAAAGAGUGUGGCAUCGAUAUCACAGCAGCCUCAGUGUACUCAGGAGUGUUCACACAGUUCUUUAGAGAGGAGAGAGGACUGUACCAGGACAAAGUGUUCUGCUUCGUCCAUCUGAGUGUUCAGGAGUUUCUGGCUGCUCUUCAUGUCCAUCUGACCUUCAUCAACUCUGGAGUUAAUCUGAUGGCAGAAGAACAAACAACCUCCCGACUAUGCAAAGUCUUUAGAGACAAACCUGAACCAAAACAUCUCUACCAGAGUGCUGUGGACAAGGCCUUACAGAGUCCAAAUGGACACCUGGACUUGUUCCUCCGCUUCCUCCUGGGUCUUUCUCUGGAGACCAAUCAAAGACUCCUACGAGGUCUGCUGACACAGACAGGAAGUAGCUCACAGACCAAUCAGAAAACAACCAAGUACAUCAAGAAGAAGAUCAGCGAGGAUCUGUCUGCAGAGAGAAGCAUCAACCUGUUCCACUGUCUGAAUGAACUGAAUGAUGGUUCUCUAGUGGAGGAGAUCCAACAGUCCCUGAGAUCAGGAAGUCUCUCCACAGAUGAAAUGUCUCCUGCUCAGUGGUCAGCUCUGGUCUUCAUCUUACUGUCAUCAGAAACAGAUCUGGACGUGUUUGACCUGAAGAAAUACUCUGCUUCAGAGGAGGCUCUUCUGAGGCUGCUGCCAGUGGUCAAAGCCUCCAACAAAGCUCUAUUGAGUGGCUGUAAGCUCUCAGAGAGAAGCUGUGAAGCUCUGUCCUCAGUUCUCAGCUCCCAGUCCUCUAGUCUAAGAGACCUGGACCUGAGUAACAACGACCUGCAGGAUUCAGGAGUGAAGUUUCUCUCGGCUGGACUGAAGAGUCCACACUGUACACUGAAAACUCUCAGACUUUCAGGCUGUAUGAUUACAGAGGAAGGCUGUUCUUCUCUGGCCUCCGCUCUGAGCUCCAACCCCUCCCAUCUGAGAGAGCUGGACCUGAGCUACAAUCAUCCAGGAGACUCAGGAGAGAUGCUGCUGGAGGAUCCACGCUGCAGACUGGACACUUUCAGGGUGGACCAUGGUGGAGAGCACAGGUUAACACCUGGUCUGAGGAAGUAUUUCUGUCAACUCACACUGGACACAAACACAGUAAACAGAAACCUCAAACUGUCUGAGAACAACAGGAAGGUGACAUAUGUUGCAGAAAAACAGUCAUAUCCUGAUCAUCCAGAGAGAUUUGACUCCUGUCCUCAGCUGCUGUGUAAAGAUGGUCUGACUGGUCGCUGUUACUGGGAGGUCGAGUGGAGAGGAACAGUUACUGUAGCAGUGAGUUACAUAGGAAUCAGGAGAGGAUACAGUGACUAUUGGUUUGGAAUGAAUGAUCAGUCCUGGAGUCUGUACUGCUCCAAUGUUGGUUACUCUGGAUUAUUGGUCAGGCACAAUAAGAGAGUAUUCCACCCCUCCUCCUCCUCCUCCUCCUCCUCCUCCUCCUCCUCCUCCUCCUCCUCCUCCUCCUCCUCCUCCUCCUCCUCUGGUAGAAUAGGAGUGUAUGUGGACUGUCCUGCUGGCUCUCUGUCCUUCUACAGAGUCUCCUCUGACUCACUGAUCCACCUCCACACCUUCAACACCACAUUCACUCAACCUCUUUAUCCUGGAUUUGGUUUACUGUCCUCUUGUGCCUCAGUGUCUCUGUGUGGUCUGUAGGACGGAGACGACUUCCUGUCAUUUGGUCUGAAUGUUGGAUGAAGCUUCACUUUGUUUAAAAUUUGACUCUCUGAUUGUUUCUUUAAUGUCUCAAAUGUUUUCUUCUUAUAAACGGUGAAAUGAUCUCAGGGCUGAACUCUG
Molecule: messenger RNA, 2949 nt
Organism: Centropristis striata (black sea bass)
Lineage: Eukaryota; Metazoa; Chordata; Actinopteri; Perciformes; Serranidae
Product: NLR family CARD domain-containing protein 3-like
Exons: 6
Coding region: 1-2808 (935 amino acids)
Molecular function (GO): protein binding
Source: RefSeq, a predicted model, not a curated record